This is a messenger RNA of Fonticula alba, 774 nucleotides long. RefSeq lists its product as hypothetical. Lineage: Eukaryota; Rotosphaerida; Fonticulaceae. The record is from RefSeq and is a predicted model, not a curated record. The transcript has 5 exons. Gene Ontology annotation, biological process: mitochondrial electron transport, NADH to ubiquinone. The coding region runs from base 69 to 494 and encodes 141 amino acids.
GCCCCGGCCCCGGCAGUAUCUCCCCCCCCCUACUGCUCCCCGACCUCUCCCUCUUUCUUGAAUUAGCCAUGUCCGACUCCACCGACAGCCAGAAGACCCCCCUUUCUCCCGAGGCCGCCUCCUCCUUCCAGGUGACCUCGUCCCCGCUGAUGGCCUCUGCUUUCUACAUCGGCGAGUACUGCAUGCAGCAGAACACCAAGUUCAUGACCUGCCACGAGAACAACCCCAACAUUGCCGUCGACAAGUGCAUCGACGAGAGUGUCGAGGUUGUCAAGUGUGCCUCCGAGAUCAUGAACAAGGUCAACGCCUACUGCUCGGACGAGUUCUUCCGCUACUGGAAGUGCAUCGACCUUAACAACCAGUCCUUCCGCUACUGCCGCCAGGAGCAGAACGUCCUCGACACCUGCAUGUUCCAGAGCAUGGGCAUCGGCAAGGCUCGCCUUGACGCCGCCGAGGCCGGUGAGCUCCCCAGCACCCGCAAGCUCCGCAACUAAAGGGCGCCAGACCUUUCCUUCCCUUUUCCUCCCCCCCCCCUCCCCAUACGCGCGCGUGGACGGACAUGCAGUGCUUCUCCCUUCCCCUUCUUUCCUCCCUCGAGCGGGUCUCAGCCAGAGCGAGCGCCGUGCCCUCUGCUGUCUCUCCCCUCUUUUCAGACGCCUGGCCGUCGGCCCCCACCCUCUCUCCCCCCUCCUCGCUCGCGCCUCGCGCAAGCCUGCUAGACACUGGGUUCCGAGCGUGAUCUCCCCUUUUCAAACACCACCAUUCGUGCCGAGG